AUGGCGGACGUUGGACCUUUGAAGGGAAAACCAAUCGAGACGGUAAAAUUGAGCUAUUCGCGUUGUUUUCCAGGAGGUAUAUCAUGGUCUCUAGACGACAGACUAUCUGUGGUUACUGAUCAAGGUGUUUACGUUCUGACACUUGUUUCGUCUAUUCGCCCUGGAUUGAAUCUCGAGAAGACGUUUAUACCCAACCACAGUGUGCCGUGGACAAUGGAUGUUGGUAUGAACCGUAAAAAGGUCAUUGACGAUAGAUGUUCUGAUUUCGACUGGUGUUUGGAUCCUCAGCUUAAUAAAGCACUGUUUGAAUCGAUAAGCUUUGAAAAAGUCGCCUGGUCUCCGCUGAACUGUGACAACAAUGGCCGCUGUGUUGUUGCAACGCUUUCCUCAGAUCAUCAGCUUUGUAUUCAUUUGCCUCCCAUGUUGGGCUUUAAGUGGAAAGAAGUUGUCAAUUUAUCACAAGCUCUUCGUUCUCACGUUGCGGCUAACAACUUUAAGAUUCAUCAAAAUGUCAUGCAGACACAACAGGAGAAACCCAGUCAGCCAAAGCAUGUGUUCAGCAACAGUGAAUCUGUCAAGACGUUCAACGAGCGAACACAAUUGCUUUCAACGACUUGUUUACACUGGUUUUCUGAAAUUUACCAUCACAACAGAAAUUCAAUGACAGAUGAAUCAGGAACCUCUGGGAGUGACAGUAGAUUUGCAGUGUUGGCGACCGGAAACCAGAGUGGUCACGUGAUCUUUUGGAAAGCAGCGCUACCCAUUACAAUGAACUCAACAAGUGUUGAGCUUGAAGGAUUUCUUGACACUCAUCAGUCCUGGCCUUGCUCUUUGUCCUGGCAGAGCAUCACAAACACUCAUGGGCUAUUGGCCGUGGGCAGUAUUGAUGGAUUUGUGAAGGUCUUUAGUAUUGCUGUGUUGCCGUCUAUUACUGGUUUAGCGGAUUAUGUGUUCUGGGGAGACAGAGAUGAGAUGCAGAUCCAAUGGAUGGAGUGGAUGCCCUCUCCGCAGGCCAAUACUGGUUAUCGGCUUGUUGUCUCUAAAGGAUCCUCAGUCAUAAUAUUUUCAUUUUCUGUAAAAGGCACUGUUCUGAGUCAAAAGCCCACCUACAAAAUAAUAACAGAAGUGCACAGGUUACCCAUCACAGGACUGGCUUGUGCACGGGGUGGGACUGUCUUUUCGUGCAGCCUUGAUGGAUCAGUGCAAAUGUUGACAAGCGACAAGACCCCUCCAAGAUCUAUUGAUUACAAUGCCAAGAAACGUUUUUUGUGUAAUGGCAUUGGAGUGUCUGCAAAUGCCGUCUUCAUUGCUCUAUUCCUGUUCCCUUCCAAUUACACAUCACAGUCUCUAGAAUCUCAUCAAACUCAGAUCCUGUUCAUAAACAUCUCUGAUGGAUCAUCAGCAGUUGACCAGUUUCUGAGCAAUGAAAGUGUUAACGUGGAGAACAAAUGGGAUGUUUGCAAAGCUAUGCAACUUUUUGUCAGCCAAAGCAAACACCUGACAUUAGCCUUCUUUACAGAUCCUUCCAACUAUUCUUAUGGUUUACUAAUACUUCGACAAUAUGUUCUCUCUCUGGUGGCCUUGAUGUUUUCCGAGGGUGAAGGCAAUGAUAAUACUAACUAUUCAGUUCAGCUUGAAUACACAGUAAGAUACAUGUACAAAUGCUUGGGUACAGCAACAUUGACAAAGUGGAUUGAAGGAAGAGCAUCAGAAACUGUCAAUCAGUCAGACUGUUUGACAGCCCUGUUAAUCAGCGACUGGCUGGUAAUGAAUUUCAAUGAUCCUCCUGUACUUGAGUUGGUGACCAACGUUUACCGUAUGUGUGGUGACGCUGAAGGCUUGAAAGCCACUUCAGGACUUCAGGUGCAAAGUAAGAGAAAUGGUGAAGAUCUUUUGCAUGCAAAGAAUGCCAAUGACCCCCAAGAGCAAAACAUUGCCCUGCAGAACAGCACUGAAGCUGAUGAUGGAAGAGGAGCUGCAGCUCAACCGAUGGAAGCAAACCCUGGUCCUUCCUUGACCCCUACGUUGGCAGGAGGAUUGAAAGACCAGAUCAGUUUGCCAGCAAGGGAGAAAUGCCCGAUCUGUGAGAGUGACAUUCCUAUGGAGAACAUGGAGUACGGAACUUGUAGAAAUGGACACAAGUGGCAGCGGUGUUGCGCAAAAUUCACUGUUUGUUCUGAACUCUUUCAUAAGCGUUGUCAGGACUGUAGUCGAUGUGUUUCAAUGCCACACCCUGAGCUAUCUCCAUGGAUGUGUGGCCUCUUAGAGGCAAUAACCAAGUGUCCUUUUUGUUUCGGCUUCUUUAGUACCUUGUCUUAA
Messenger RNA from Porites evermanni, 2319 nucleotides. The record is from the annotation of a GenBank genome assembly. NCBI's taxonomy places the organism in Eukaryota, Metazoa, Cnidaria, Anthozoa, Scleractinia, Poritidae.